GGGAGCGACGACGGGGCAGACGUUCCGCCGGCCGACGCGCGAACCCGGUCAGUUGGGUUAGGUUAGGCGAGAAAACCAGUUGGCGCGGCGCUCGCACCACAAUCGGUUUAAACGCACUAAAUAUAGUGUUUUAUUAUAUUAUAUACCAUAUUGUAUUGUAUUCUUGUAAAUUAUUACGGUCGGUCGUCGCCACCACUGCCGUCGUCGUCGGAAUCCGACGCCGUCGCCGCCGCCGCUGACAGAACCUCGCCGCGGGCUAGAGACACACACCACCGUGACCCCGCGGACCGGACGGGAUUUCCAUACACCCUCGACCGGCGUCGCGAGUGAGAGAGACGGAGAGAAAAAACGAAAAUAACAAACACGGCGUGUGAGGAGCACCUGUUUUGACGAUAGAUCGUUCUUAACGGGUCCCUGGCAACGUUCUUUACCCCCCACCCCUCCCCUCGAAAAUCCCAUCGUCGUCGUCGUUUGCGAAACUCUGACAGCCCGUAAAACCGUGCGUGUAUUGCUUCACGUCCGCUCGCCGCCGUCAUCGGCUCGCCGAUCGAGCGACAUAAAUCACGAGAGCACCGUAGGUGUCCGCGUACCGACCGUAAAGCGUAACAACGAUAAUAACAAUAAUAAUUAUUAUUAUUAUUCAAUCGUUCUUACCGCGGUAACAGUAAUAGUGUUGUAAACCGCUUGCGCGAUCGCCAGCGACGCCGCCGCCGCAUGGCUCGUCUACCGGCCGUGGGGUGGUAUUUGCUGCCGCUGUGUGCCACGGCCGUGGUCGUGUGCACGCUCAAGCACAAGCAGCAGCAGCAGCAGCAACAGCAUCAGCAACAGACGAAAAAAGACGACCUAUCCCUGUGGAUUGACGAGCAACAAGUGAAAAUGUACAGUGGUCUAAAAAUGCCAAUAUAUGCAAUUAUGGAAGGUAAAGUUACUCCGUAUAUUUUGGACAAAAAUUUUGAACAGUAUUUACCAGUUAUUCCAUCUGAGGUGGGUUAUGUGAACUUCACAUGGAUGUCUGGAAAUAAGAAUUAUUUUUACAUGUUCGACACUCUAGAUUCAGAUGACAAAAACAUACUGGAACCACCUACAGUUACUGUGAAAACCGAUGGUAAAAUACCCAAGAGACCUAAAGUAUUUAGUAUAUUGUUGCCUUGUUCUGGAAAUAGAUCAGGCAUUGCUAGUUUCAACAUACGGUUAGUAAUCAGAAACAGAAAAGGUCGUGCUUUACCAGAUACACCAUUAAAAGUGAAACUCAAAAAAGAGUGUAUGGUUAGAGGUACAAGUAAAAGUACAAGUCUAGACUUAGUAUGUGAUAAAAAAUGUGAGAAUAAUGGUUGGUGCAAUGCAGAUAAAAUAUGUCAGUGUCCUGAAGGAUAUAUGGGGCAGUACUGCAAAACAGCAUUGUGCUAUCCACAGUGUAUGAAUAAUGGAACAUGUGUUGCGCCAGGUGUCUGUAAAUGUCCACUAGGUUUUCAAGGACCACAUUGUGAAGGAGGUAUUUGUGCAGAAAAGUGUUUAAACGGUGGGAAAUGUAUACAAAAAGACACAUGUCAAUGUCCUAAGGGAUUUUAUGGCUUACGAUGUGAAUAUUCUAAAUGCAUUAUACCAUGUUUAAAUGGUGGAAAAUGCAAAGGGGUGAACAAAUGUAGAUGUAUAUUUGGAUUUCAAGGAGAUCAUUGUGAAAUUGGUCAACCGAUAAAACAAUAUUAUCAUUGUAAACGGCCUUGUCGUCAUGGAUAUUGCACUGCAAAUAGAACUUGUCGAUGUCAACAAGGAUGGUUUGGAAAAUUUUGCCAGAGAAAAAUACUUAAGCCAAAGCACGCUAAUCAUAGGUCAGAAUAUCCGCAUUCUUGUGAAGAUGAUGAUGAUGAUAUGGAUGAUUAUGAUGAAGUACCCAAAAGUCAUCAUAGAUGGCAUUGACUGUUCUCAAUUAGUAUGCAAUUUAAGUGUUAAAAAAUGUAUAAAUAAAUGAUCUGUGAUUUGUAAAAUAUGUUUGAAAUAUAAAUUUAUUCAAAUGUAUGUUCUUGGGUUAAUGACAACUAACCAAUUAAAUAAGUUACUAAAAUUGUUCAAUAACAUAACCAAAAAUAAAAAUCUAAAACAA
Melanaphis sacchari is the source of this 2101-nucleotide messenger RNA. RefSeq names its product protein shifted-like. Gene Ontology annotation, biological process: anatomical structure development. NCBI's taxonomy places the organism in Eukaryota, Metazoa, Arthropoda, Insecta, Hemiptera, Aphididae. The transcript is spliced from 8 exons. The record is from RefSeq and is a predicted model, not a curated record. Gene Ontology annotation, molecular function: signaling receptor binding. Gene Ontology annotation, cellular component: extracellular region; cell surface. The coding region runs from base 715 to 1917 and encodes 400 amino acids.